UGCAAAAAUUGUACCCGACUUCGAUGGCGUCAGCAUCCCCAGUGGAGAUUUGGCUUGAAUAUUUUGAGCAGAAUGCAGAUGCGUAUGAGCUAACGGAAAAACAACGAUAUGUGCAGGCACGAGGAAAAAUGGUUAAAAUGGCCAAGUUGUUUCUGGAGUCAGAGUUGGUGAGCACAUAUGAGCAACUUAAAAAUGCCCUAAUUGGCGAAUUUAAGUGCGCGUCGAAAAGUGCCGAUGUACAUGCAAAGUUGACGCACAGGAAGAAGAAGAGCGACGAAAGCAUGCACGAAUACAUGCUAAAAAUGAAAAAAAUUGCAGCGCUUGGACAAGUCGAUGUUGAGUUUAUUAUCGAUUAUAUAGUUGACGGGCUGGAUAUUAAAAGCGAGUUCAAAUUUGCAUUGUACGGCAGCAAAUCAUACAGCGAACUGUUGGAAAAAUAUAAGUUGUACGAGAGCAAGUGUGUUAUCGAAAAACCGCAAAAGCAAUACAGUGGUGGCAGAAAAAAUAUAACCAAUGGAAAAAGUAUUCGUUGCUACAACUGCGGCUCUAAUGAACAUAUGAGAAAAGACUGCAAAGCAGAAACAAAAUGUUUUAAAUGUGCAGGCAUCGGUCAUAUAUCUUCAAGUUGUCCACAAGCUGUAAAAAGUGUACAAGUCGUAAAAGAUACUAAGCGCUUGAAAGUAGUUGUUUUGCUGAACGGUACAGAGGUCGCCUGCCUUGUGGACACAGGAUCCGAUGUGUCAAUCGUAUGUCAGUCUUUGUACUAUAAACUUCAAAGUACUGUGAUGCAGAAGUGUUAUUCCGAUCUACGAGGCCUUGGAAACGCUAAGACGCAGCCGCUAGGUUCAUUUAUGGGCAGAGUACACGUUGACGGGAUCGAAGCCGUACAAAAGUUUGUUGUGAUACCAAACAAUCACAUCGAGAACGACGUAAUACUUGGCUUUGACUUUGCAUCGCAGUUCUGCGUGACUUUGAAUGACGGAGAAUUCAUCUUUACAAAGGCGUCAGCGCGGCCGCAAUGCGCUGAAUCAAAAGAGCUAAUACAAGCCGAGGAUCGAGUCAAUGAUAGCAGAGUACAAGCCAGCCGAAAACAACGCUGAAUGCCCAUUUCGCCAUCAACCAAGCCGUCACUCAGCUGUGGAAUCCGAGUUGAUCACAAAACAAGUUGACUCCUGGUUGCAGGAUGGCAUUUGCGCAAAUCUUCAUCGAACUUUGCCAGUCGAGUCGUCGUAAUGAAAAAGCUGCAAGCAAGGACGCGCUGCGCGACGCCGAGGAAGCAAAGACCGCCAAGGAGGAAUUACAGGCGUUGAGCAAGGAGGCCGAGCGCAAGGUCAAGGCCCUGGAGGCAGAAGUAUUACAGCUGACUGAAGAUCUGGCCAGCUCAGCGCAGCACCUGGCCAAGUUGCUGACCGCCGAGAGAGCUGAAUUACGCAAGGAGGUAAAAACACAUAUUCAGCAGGCGCAGUAAAAGUAUAAAGACUGUUAUGAUCGCAAACGCAAGGCCGAGCGUACAUAUAAAGAAGGAGAUCUGGUGGCUAUUAAACGAACUCAGUUUGUGACUGGCAAAAAACUAGCUAGCAGUUUUUACGGGCCAUAUGAAGUAACUAAGGUAAAAAUACGCGGCACGAGUCAUCUUUUUAUUAAAUACCUAAUAUAAUAAGCAAACUAUUAUAAUAUCAAAAUAUUACUAAGAUAAACAAUUGUGCUAAACAAUAAAUAUCCUACAUAUAUUUAUACUUAGA
This is a messenger RNA of Drosophila sechellia, 1742 nucleotides long. RefSeq lists its product as uncharacterized. Gene Ontology annotation, biological process: proteolysis. The record is from RefSeq and is a predicted model, not a curated record. Gene Ontology annotation, molecular function: nucleic acid binding; zinc ion binding; aspartic-type endopeptidase activity. The transcript is spliced from 2 exons. NCBI's taxonomy places the organism in Eukaryota, Metazoa, Arthropoda, Insecta, Diptera, Drosophilidae. Bases 24 to 1100 code for a protein of 358 amino acids.